This is a messenger RNA of Geodia barretti, 231 nucleotides long. The record is from the annotation of a GenBank genome assembly. Lineage: Eukaryota; Metazoa; Porifera; Demospongiae; Tetractinellida; Geodiidae.
AUGACUUCAGAGAACGAGCAAACUCCGGUACAGGUCAAAAGGCCGCGCGACCCGGACAUGAUAGGCGCCGAGGCGGCCAUGCACCGGGCCGCCAAAAUCGCUCGGAAGCGGGCUUUCGACACCAUCGGCGCUGUGGCGGUGUUCAAAGAUGGGAAAAUGGUGUGGGAAAAACCCGACGGUACCUACACGGACGAGCUUGAAUACGACCCUGAGAUGAAGAAGAAGGUUUAA